This is a messenger RNA of Nerophis lumbriciformis (worm pipefish), 1812 nucleotides long. The record is from RefSeq and is a predicted model, not a curated record. Lineage: Eukaryota; Metazoa; Chordata; Actinopteri; Syngnathiformes; Syngnathidae.
AUGUGGCUCCAGCAACGACUGAAGGGGCUGCCAGGCUUGUUAUCAAGCAGCUGGGCGAGGAGACUUCUCAUCGGCUUGCUCAUCUUCCUUAUUUUUUACUGGUACCUUGGACCAGACCGCAGCUGGAGGAUCUUUAGCGGUUCGUCCAUGCCAGGCGGGGUGGCUGGACUUUGCCUCCAAGCGGAAAUCCACAGAUGGCAGUCGAUUAUGGACCGAGGGGAGGGUUUAUACAGCACAUCUCUGGAACAGCGAGACACACCCUUUGUGUCAGGUAAUGGCCAUAUUCUUAUUGACACUGAUUCUAACAAACUCUGGGUCGCAUCAUCUUCACAGCCUGGUUCGGCUCCGGUCCAUCAGACAGAAUAUUCGCCCAUUGUUGGCGUCCAUUUGGAGGGGAAGAAGACCGAAGCGCGGGCGUCCAUGAUGUGGUUCCGAAAAGGAUCUGUGCUGUCAGUUCGAUGCGCUUCACCUGUGGCCGUGCAGUCGUCCCGGGACUGCGUCAGCAUCAGAGAGGAGUUCAUCGCCCACAGGAGUCGACACAACGUCUACGUUCAGAGGAUUCACAUCAACAACCCGUCCGAUAAGUCUGCCAGCAUCGAGAUUUCGUACAACACUCUCAACAGCAAGUUCUCCACCAGUUUUGACAAAGUGGAGGACAAGGAGAUCCUGCUCUCAUCAGGCAGAGUCCCUUUAGAGAAGAACCUUAUGGUGCUGGUGGUGGUAGUCACCAAAAAACUCAACAACAGGAUCCAGGUUUUUCCAAAAAUGGAGUACACGGACAAUAUCCUGUCUGUUGUGAGGACUUCAGAGCCCAUCGAACCGUCCAAGCUGGAUGAGACGUUCGCCCGCCUCCGGGAAUCAGCCAAAAAAGAGCUCGGUGAGCUACUGAAAGCUAAUGUGGACGAUCUGGUCAUAGAUCAUCAGAAGGCCUGGAUAGAUCUUUUCAUUUCAGGCGUGGAGAUGAAAAAGAUCACAGACUCUAACACGCCGUCGAGUCGCACAGUGAACGCCACCCUCUACUAUAUCCUGUCCUCCUCGACGGCUCCCCUGCUGGAGCGGAGGCUUAGCAACGAGGAACGCGCCCGCCUGGAAUCUAGCCUCAACUACGCCGACCAUUGCUUCAGCGGCCACGCCACCAUGCACGCUGAGAACCUCUGGCCUGAGAGGGUGAGCAGCACUGCUCAGAUCCUGCAGCUGGUCACUCUUUGGACCCUGACCUUACAGAAGAGAGGCUGCAAAGCGCUGGUAGCGGCCGGCGCCCAUGGAGCCAUGCAGGGCAUGGUGCUGAGCUUCGGAGGACUUCAGUUCACCGAGAACCACCUGCAGUUCCAGGCCGACCCGGACGUGCUGCACAACAGUUACGCCCUUAGGGGGAUCCGCUACAACCGAGACCUCAUCAACUUAGCAGUACUGCCCGACGCGGAGGGAAAACCUUUCCUCCACGUCUUGGUCAAGCCCCAGGAGAAGCCCGUCAAGCUCUACGCGUGUGAGGCCGGUUGCCUCAAUGAGCCCGUGGAGCUGACAUCUGAGGAGAAAGGUCACACCUUCCCAGUCAUGGUGACCCAGCCCAUCACCCCGCUGCUUUACUUCUCCACUGACCUGCGCCACUUGCAGGACCUGCGCCACACAUUGCACCUCAAGGCCAUCCUGGACCAUCAGGAGCAUAUGGCCAACAGGUACCCGGGGCUGCCCUUCCUCUUUUGGUUCAGCGUGGCCUCGCUCAUUAUUCUCUUUCACCUUUUCCUCUUCAAACUCAUUUACAACGAGUACUGUGGCCCCAGUGCCAAGCCCCUCUUCAGGAGCAAGGUGUAA